This is a messenger RNA of Colletotrichum tamarilloi, 588 nucleotides long. RefSeq lists its product as uncharacterized. Bases 1 to 588 code for a protein of 195 amino acids. Lineage: Eukaryota; Fungi; Ascomycota; Sordariomycetes; Glomerellales; Glomerellaceae. The transcript has 2 exons. The record is from RefSeq and is a predicted model, not a curated record.
AUGGGAUUUCGGGUCCAUGCUGAUGUGUUGAUGCAAGAGAAGACGUCCAUGUUGCCAGAGAAGAUUUUCAAGGGACCUAACUCCGGCUUUGGCAACCCUCGUGUCAUGGUAAGCGGUACGUCAUUGUGGCCGAGGGCAUGCGUUACCGGCCCCGCUUGUCUUUCGGCCGCGGACGAUAUUCCCGACGGGCCCUAUGGUGUACUCCGUACGGAUACAGUAAGGUGCUUUCCGUACUUUUGUUACUUUUGCUGGGCCAACGGGGGCCACUGCAGACCGAAACAUGUGCCCAUUAUUCCAGGCACGAAUGGCGCAUUGCUAGGUAAGCCCAGCGCAAGUUUGCAAACCCCCCCCCCCCCAAUUGAGAUCUGCACCCAUUGCGCCAAUGAGCUCAGAACAAUGACAACUACCUACGGGCUUGGUAGAAGAAUAUGGUCGACUUCCCGAGAAGAGGACAAUAAUUGGCAUGCCGAAAGAAUGCGUAAUUUUCGGGAACGUACGAGUACAAACCCACAGAGCUUUUGUCAAGCAAUGCUCGUGUCAACGUUGCUUCGAACUCUAUCGUCAACUGUCGAUCUGUGCCUGGCGUGA